UCUUUCUUUUUUUUCUUCUUUUUUUUUUUUUUUUCGAAUAGGAGUUUACAACGGAGGUUGAUCGAUCGUUUUCCUGUCAGUCAAACGUGAACCUUCAAAGCAAUAAGAUGGAAACAGAGAUAGAAACAAUUGACGUAAUCGAGGCAAAGAAGUCAUUACUAUGGAACAGAUUAUUACUGAAAUAUGUUGGAAUUUGGCCCCUCGAAAUUUCUAAUGGCUUUUUUCUCUUUUUCUUUAUUUAUCUUUUUUUACAUUGUUCAUUGACAUUUGCCGAAUUGACACAUUGUAAACACAAUUUCGAAGUGAACAUGGCAAUUUUCACUGAAAACGUAUUACUCCUAAUGACGCUAACGAAAAUAACAAUGUGCUGGAUGAACAGACGAUCAUUAAGACGUUUACUCGUCGAAGUACAAAAUAAUUUUAUCGUUGACAAUUACAAUACUAUCGAGAAGAGAUUCAUUUUCAUGAAAUAUACCAAAUUGGCGAAAUAUUAUUUUUUAGUAGCAGUACCAACGAUGACUAUUGCCGGUGCAUUUUAUUACAUCCAAGAAUUGAUGCCUAACGUCCGAAUGGCAAUAAGAAAUUCAUCAUUGAGUUACAAACUACCGUACAAAACACGAACCAUAAUCGAUAUACGCGAUAUUAGGAUCUAUAUUUGUCUCUGCAUUUAUCAGAUGUUGGUGAUACCGUGUAUUACAUUAGGCUUCGUCGGAUUCGAUUGUUUGUUUACCAAUCUCGCAUUUCAUAUUACUGCACAAUUUGGAAUUCUCAGUUGCACUAUCAGAGAAAUUCUCGACGACUCUAAUGGCUUUCAACGUAAUAUAAGAAAACUUGUUUUUCAACAUUACAAAUUGAUAAGACAGGCAGAAAGUUUGGAAAAUAAUUUUAAUGUAAUAAUAUUGCAACAAUUGAUGGGAACAACGUUACAACUUUGUAUAUCUGGUUACAAUACACUUCUGAGCACAGUAAGCAAAGAAGGAAUAACAUUGAUUCUAUUUUAUUCGUAUGCUUUUGGCGUCCUAAGUACAUUGUUUACUUAUUGUUACAUCGGCGAGUGUCUUAUUCAAGAAAGUUCAAACCUGAGCAAUGCAUUUUAUCGUUACGAGUGGUAUAACGUAUCACCAAUGAACUUAAAAAUGGUUAACAUUUGUAUGUUGCGAAUGAAGAAACCACAACAGCUUACUUCCGGUAAAUUUUUCGUUCUAUCAUUGGCCUCCUUUACCGACAUUCUCAAAACUACGAUGGGAUAUCUGUCAGUACUACGAACACUUCUAUGAAGACAUUCUUCUUAUCCUAAUUCGUCCAUAUAUUAUUAAGAUCACUAUCAUAUCUCAUUAUAAUUCAAUAUCUUUCUAAAUUGAUUGAUUCUUUUAUUAAUAUAAAAAAAAAAAAAAUUUAUAUAUAUAUACACAUAUGAUUCAAAUAAUUUAUAAAGAUUACUUUUA
Molecule: messenger RNA, 1445 nt
Organism: Vespa velutina
Lineage: Eukaryota; Metazoa; Arthropoda; Insecta; Hymenoptera; Vespidae
Product: odorant receptor 22c-like
Exons: 7
Coding region: 108-1277 (389 amino acids)
Biological process (GO): detection of chemical stimulus involved in sensory perception of smell; sensory perception of smell
Cellular component (GO): plasma membrane
Molecular function (GO): odorant binding; olfactory receptor activity
Source: RefSeq, a predicted model, not a curated record